This is a messenger RNA of Penicillium pulvis, 1008 nucleotides long. Its product is annotated as ketopantoate reductase family protein. The record is from RefSeq and is a predicted model, not a curated record. Gene Ontology annotation, biological process: pantothenate biosynthetic process. Gene Ontology annotation, molecular function: 2-dehydropantoate 2-reductase activity. The transcript is spliced from 3 exons. NCBI's taxonomy places the organism in Eukaryota, Fungi, Ascomycota, Eurotiomycetes, Eurotiales, Aspergillaceae. Gene Ontology annotation, cellular component: cytoplasm. Bases 1 to 1008 code for a protein of 335 amino acids.
AUGGCUCAGAAGUCUCGAAUCUUGUUGGUUGGCUGUGGAGGAGUCGGCACCAUCGCUGCCCUGAACCUUGAGCAUGGAAACAAGGCUGAGGUUUCCUGUGUCUUGAGGUCGAAUUUUGAGAUUGUGAACAAGCAGGGUUUCACGAUACGGUCGUGUGAACAUGGUGACCUUACAGAGUGGCGACCAAGUCACGUUCUGGAUAGAGUUCCAGACGUAUCCAAUUCAGACAUUCAGCCCUUCGACUACAUUGUGUGCUGCACGAAAAACACACCAGACAUCAAACCUAUUGGCCAAAUUAUUGCGCCUGCAAUUUCGCCCAACCACACGGUCAUUGUUCUGAUUCAGAAUGGGCUUAACAUUGAAAAGCCUUUGAUGGCUCAGUUUCCUCAAAAUAUGGUUCUGUCGGGAGUCAGUCGCAUUGACGCUCAUGAAAUUAGCAAAGGCGUGAUCGAGCAAAAGCAACGAGAUCUUCUCUAUAUCGGACCCUUUCCUUCCCAGCCCCAUGACGCAGAAUCACUCAGCAAAUCUGCCCUGCAUUUUAUCGAUAUAUAUGGCGCUGCGGGUAAAACCACUUGUCUCUACAGGCCUGAUGUUGGGUAUGACCGCUGGGCUAAAUUGGUUUACAACGCGACGCUCAAUCCCGUUUCCGCUCUAGUGGAUUUAAACACGGGGGAGCUUCAGAUGACUAGUGUCGUUGACACCCUGGUCAUUCCAGCUAUGAAAGAAGUUAUGAAAGUCGCAGGAGCCGCGGGUCAUAAGCUUCCAGAUGGGAUCAUUGAAGAAACCAUCCGCAGUAAUCCCAUUGAGAAGAUGAUUACGCCUAGUAUGCAGGUUGACACUCAGGCGGGAUCGUUUAUUGAGCAUGAGAAUUUGCUUGGAGAGGUAUGCCGUGAGGCUCAAAGACUCGGCGUAAAUGCUCCGAUCCUCUCUACAUUGUAUUCUUUAUGUGUUGCUGUUCAAUGGCGGACCAAGAAGAAUAAAGGCUUAAUAGACAUGAAUGGCUCUUAG